Messenger RNA from Gossypium raimondii (Peruvian cotton), 1573 nucleotides. RefSeq names its product 1-acyl-sn-glycerol-3-phosphate acyltransferase BAT2, chloroplastic. The coding region runs from base 231 to 1175 and encodes 314 amino acids. The record is from RefSeq and is a predicted model, not a curated record. The transcript has 5 exons. Gene Ontology annotation, molecular function: 1-acylglycerol-3-phosphate O-acyltransferase activity. Lineage: Eukaryota; Viridiplantae; Streptophyta; Magnoliopsida; Malvales; Malvaceae. Gene Ontology annotation, biological process: phosphatidic acid biosynthetic process.
AAAAAAGCAUAAAUGCAAAUGAACAAAAUACAAAGACGAGAACGCUGGCACAGUCCCUUCAAAUUGAAAUAGGCAAACUCUAAAGCGCCAUGCCCCAAAAGCUUCUCCUUUUCACCUUGCCGAAUGCGUGAAAGGCCAAAAUCUAAAACAAAUCCAACAACACGCACUUAAACUACCGAUUUGGGAUCUGUAAAGACACCCAAAAUCGGGGGCAUCACAACGCAUUCGCCAUGCAACUCUCUACACUUUCUCUUUUCCCUUUCUCUGUUCCUAAAUUUCUGCAUAUUAAGGCGAGCCGUGAGGGUGAAUCUCGGUGUUAUUUUACUCUAAAUCAGGGAUUCAAUAGAUCAAACAAAUUGUCCAGAUACAUCGUUAUAAGAUCUCAACUUGCUGGAACUGGGAUCCUUGAUGCUACCAAUCCUUUAUCAGAAAUUAAGCCGAGCCCGAAAUUUAGAGGAGUAUGCUUCUAUGGUAUGACAGUUAUGGCAGGCGUUUUACCGUUUGGGAUCCUGAUAGUGGCUCAUCCCUUGGCGCUCAUCUUUGAUCCCUACAAGACAAAAUUUUACAAUCUUAUUCCAAAACUAUGGGCAACCGCAAGUAUUGCUCCCUUCUUCGAUAUCGAGUUGGAAGGAUUGGAGAAUCUGCCCCCGCAGAAUGCUCCUGCGGUGUAUGUUUCGAACCACCAGAGUAUGAUAGACUUCUAUCCACUGUUAACUCUGGGAAGAAGCUUCAAGUUCAUCGGCAAGAAUACGGUAUUUCUUUAUCCAGGAAUCGGGUGGGCUAUGUAUAUUCUGGGUAUGAUUCCGGUAAAGCGCAUGGACAUCAGAAGCCAUUUGGAGGCUGUUAGGAGAUGUAUGGGUCUGGUAAGGAAUGGUGCCUCCGUGUUUUUCUUCCCAGAAGGCACCCGGAGUAAGGACGGCAAGUUAGGUGAUUUUAAGAAAGGUGCAUUCACUGUUGCAGCAAAAACCGGAGUGCCUGUAAUACCUAUGACCUUAAUCGGCACCGGCGAAAUCAUGCCUGCAGGAAUGGAGCAUGUCGUCAACUCAGGCUCCGUCAAACUCAUCAUUCAUAAACCCAUCAAAGGAAACGAUCCCGAAAUUUUACGCCAACUAGCUAGAAACACCAUUUUAGAUACCUUAAGCAUCGAGGCUCAGAGAAAAAAACGGCUCUCAUAAGCUCGUAACCAUCUAUCAAUUAAAAAACUAUCCAUCAUCUGUCAUUUGGACUAAACCAAUUCCCUUUUUCUACGAAAUCAAGCUGGCGAGGAUGGAGAUGAGAAGUUAAUGAAUUUGAAAUUUAGUAGUGUAAAUUAGAGGAUGAAUAAUGAGAAGGGAUUAUAUGAAACUGUGAUUUCAUGUCAUUUUUAUUCAUUUUCAAUAGGAAAAUGACAAAUUAAAUUUUUCCUCAUUAUUUUUAGUAUUUUUAGUUGGAUUUGAAUUUUUUAAGAAGGAAAAUGCUGAAAAUUAGGAGAAAAAUUCUUAUAUGUUAUUUUCUUAAAAAUGAGUGAAAUCACAGUUUAUACAAUCCUUUCUCAUAAAUAAUAUUUUAGUUGGUAGCGAAUCAUAAAAUAUAG